Messenger RNA from Corticium candelabrum, 3252 nucleotides. RefSeq lists its product as uncharacterized. The transcript is spliced from 12 exons. The record is from RefSeq and is a predicted model, not a curated record. Lineage: Eukaryota; Metazoa; Porifera; Homoscleromorpha; Homosclerophorida; Plakinidae. The coding region runs from base 68 to 3106 and encodes 1012 amino acids.
UCGGUCAUUCCAACCAACGGAUUCAGUCAACAGACGAGAAGCGACUUUGUGUGCACGCAGCGGUUUCAUGGCAAAAGCCAUUUUGCAUCUUCUAGCAGCAGUUAGCGUUACUGCAUCUGUGCUCACUUCGUCAAAUUCGGUCGCUACCGAAUGUCCACCGUGCAUCAAGAGCCCUGGGUCGGCCGUCUGUGUGUGCAAAAUUGGAAGAUGGGAGUACCAGAAAGGCGAAGCGAUGCUGUUGAGUGAAUACGACGAACAAGAUUCGCUGCUCAGUGAAAUCGACUGCAUGUGUGGGCAUGAAAGACAACGCGUUGACAAGCAAAGUAACAUUGUGAGAAAUCGCGGGGGAGGAGAUGAUCACAUUCGUCGUCGUCGUCAAAGAGCUCGUUCUCCUGAGCUUUGUCAACCAAGUCGUACCAAGGUGACUGUUGGAAACUCUGACAAUCCUGGGGAAGCAAUUGGAAAGGCAGACAUCUGCUUUGUAGUGGAUGAAUCAGGCUCAAUGACACAGGAACAUGAUUGGCUCAACACCACUAUCCAACAACUAGAUAAUGCUCUGAGAGCCAAAAGAAUAGAAGUUCGUUAUUGCCUUGUAGGUUAUGGGACAAGUAACCGUCUGCUAGGAGAAUUUCUUGUUAAAGGUGGUGCAGAUGACAUCAUAAAAGUUGUAGCUGAUCUCACAAACACUGGACAACUGGAGGAUGGAUACAGUGCCAUGUAUAAAGUGUUUAACAAUAGCGGGAAUUUCACAUUUGACCGUGAUGCUAAAAAAGUCAUCAUAUUAAUUUCAGAUGAGAAUCGAGAUGACCUUGAUCAUAGAUUGCCAGACCAAAUCAACCUUAACUAUGACAACAUGCUUAAAUAUUUCAUAGACAAUGAUGUUACUCUGAAUGUUGUGGUCAACCAGUAUUUCAAAGACAUCAUCAUCAACACAUUGACAGACCUAGACGAGUAUGUGUUGGGCAUGGAUUACCAGAAUCAAUCAUAUUCACAAGCAGUCGAGUCUUCAUCGUCUCGUCGUUACAGCAUUGGUGAACCUGGCAAUGCAUAUGCUGUGGAGGAUGGAGGGCACGAAAGUACCUUGGAAGACUACGUUAAGUUGGCAUUGCAAACAAAUGGGUCAGCUUGGGAUCUACAGCAGCUAAAAGAUGCUUCUAAGGAACAAGUGGAGGCUUUCAUAGAUGCAUUCGUUGAUGUUAAAGUUGAAGAAAUAGCACCCAACCAGACCGUAUGCCGAGUGUGUGAAUGUCCAGAUCAGAGGGGACAGCCUGUCUGUACCUUGAACAAGACAGUACCACUAGAUCAAUGCACCAAUGUAUGCAUUAUUGAUGGGAUGAAAGUGCCAGAAGGAGAACGAGAGUACAAGUAUAUCACACCUACGCAUUCCGGUGUUUCAAAACGUUCUGACGCGAAUAACAAACAUUUUCCUCAGGCUGUUGAGAUUAUUUUUGUAAUUGAUGAAAGUGGGUCAAUGGAAGGCGAUCAAAGUUGGUUUACCAGAGACUUUAUUAAUCGAACGAACACUCUCCUAAAAGAUAGAUAUGGAAUUGGAAUGUCCAAACCAAACAAAUUUGGAUUGUUAGUGUUUGCAAGCUAUAAUCGAAAACCAGAUGACAUGGGGAAGUUGAUUGUGGAACGAGUUGUUGCUGAAGAGUUUAGUUACAUCGAGUUUCAUCACAAUGGAAAGAUAGAAGAUGGAUAUGAGGCAAUUAAAAUAGCAGCACGUGAACUCAAAGAACAUAAUGAUGCAAAAAAAUUAAUAGUUUUGGUCACAGAUGAAGACAGAGACAAUGCGAAUGCAACUCUCACAAAAGAAUUACUGAAAAAUACACUAAUAGAUAACAAUAUUUCACUUGAUGUGGUGGUUAACAACGUAUUUGAGUCAGCAGAUGGUAGGGAAGCUGUCGGUGUUGGACCAUCAGGUGAAGAGUAUCCAGCAUUUAUUCUUCAUCACGGUGAUGACCCACUGCCAACAAAAGGACAGAGUGUAAAAGACAGUGCACAUGGCACUACUCUCUAUGACUAUGUUGAAAUGGCAUGGAAUCUUUGUGGAGUGGCAUGGGACAUAAACAUGGUGAAACGGCUUGAGCAACCGGGACAAGGAGAAAAUUUCGAAAUGGAUUUUGCAGAGUAUUUCAGCAAGAGAAUCCAUGAUGUCCGAUGCCUUAUCCAACCCUCUGAACCUAAGUCUUGUGCAUGGUGGUCAUGUAGAUCAGCUUUCCCAUUGCAUGCAUGCCAAGGAAUGAUAAGUGAUGACAACAUAGAAGAUAUUACAAAAGAGACGUGUGCAUCUGGUAUGUAUGAUCUUGAGUUUGAGACUUGUACAACACUGCCACCCACUACAAUUCCAAUGCCACAAAUACCAAACACUCCCACUGGAAACUCGUUUACCGUUGAUGAACUCAAUUUUGCAGAACCAACGACACAAGAGUUUGAUGUAAGAAAUUUAUUACAAGGACCUGCAGAACUUUUGCAAGUUGUUCCUGAUGAUCCCAUAAAUACACGGAAGGAGAGUCAACCACAUGGUCAAAAUCGUAACCCAGAGUGGAACAAGGUCUGUGCAAAAGGAGCAGUCGAGUUGUCUUCAACAUCAAAACUGAGUUUCCGAAAAGACAUUUUCCAAAGAUCUAGAAAACACGUAGUGACAUUCUGCUUCAAAACUACAAAUUCUGAUGGCGUUUUGCUAUGGAUGAGACAGAGACUACCAGAGCCAGCACACAUUCUCAUUCAAGUAAAGAGUGAAAAAGUUCAAGCAAGGGUUGACUUGGGUUCUGGAAAUGAAGUUGAAGUCUUAACGCAUGACCUAGUGGUUAGUGAUGGUCAGUGGCAUAAAGUUAUGUUCAGGAGAAAGGGCAACAGAAUAGAGCUUCGAUUGGAUGGCAAUAGAAGGCCUAAAUUAAUUGCUGGUGAACGAUAUGACCGAAGCUUAACCUUUGAAGCCAACAACAAGUGGUAUCUCGGUAUGGCCAACACUGACAACAUUAGUGAUGUGGCUGCUCCACUGACCGGCUGCAUCAGCAAUGUGAGAGUGAACAAGAAAAAGAUCAAGCUACAGGCAGAAGCCAUCGAAAAAGUUGAUGUUUUCACCUGUGAAUCAUCUCCAUAACUCUUUCUCUUAAUUUGGAUCGGUCUUGCUGACUGAGAUGGCCUGCGUUAUUCGAAUAACAUUCAUAUGUUGUAGUAGCAAGUUCAUGGUUGUUUGCUGGUUUAUGUAUUAGUCCUAACGUAUUAUUAGUCUUGUUACGAUUGAUA